AGCAGAAUGUCCCACACCAGGCUGCUGCUCCUCCUCGCCCUCCUCUGUGCCACCAAGACCAGAGGGGCUCUCCACCUCUACGACACGGCCUCCAUCUUCAGCUGCCUCAACGCAGCCCUGGCUGAAGCCCAGAAGAACCACCCGGAGGAGAAUUCCAUCCUGGACAAACGUGGCUUUGACUCCCCCCUGCCCCGGGAGACAUCGGAGGAGGGGGAGGAAGAGGAAGGAGAGGAGGUGGCGGAUGAAGAGAUGGGGAAAAGGACGUUCCCAGGGGAAGGCCGUUACAAAUACGUCUCCCAGGCGCAGGUGAAGGGGAAGAGCCACCAGAACCGGGCCAAGAGCGACCGCCGCGCCAAGGUCACCCUGUCCCUCGACGUCCCCACCAACAUCAUGAACAUCCUCUUCAACAUCGCCAAAGCCAAGAACCUCCGGGCCAAGGCUGCUGCCAACGCCCACCUCAUGGCCCAAAUCGGGCGGAGGAAGUGA
Molecule: messenger RNA, 486 nt
Organism: Apus apus (common swift)
Lineage: Eukaryota; Metazoa; Chordata; Aves; Apodiformes; Apodidae
Gene: UCN3
Product: urocortin 3
Exons: 1
Coding region: 7-486 (159 amino acids)
Biological process (GO): cellular response to nutrient levels; adenylate cyclase-activating G protein-coupled receptor signaling pathway; hormone-mediated signaling pathway
Cellular component (GO): extracellular region
Molecular function (GO): hormone activity; corticotropin-releasing hormone receptor 2 binding
Source: RefSeq, a predicted model, not a curated record